This is a messenger RNA of Toxotes jaculatrix (banded archerfish), 2349 nucleotides long. It is a transcript of the gene chordc1b, whose product is annotated as cysteine and histidine-rich domain (CHORD) containing 1b. The record is from RefSeq and is a predicted model, not a curated record. Bases 101 to 1126 code for a protein of 341 amino acids. Lineage: Eukaryota; Metazoa; Chordata; Actinopteri; Toxotidae. The transcript has 11 exons.
UAGGCAAAGGAAGCGGCACGCUAUCUCACUCCCCGCACACGAGCUUCUUAGCGGUUAGUGAGCAAUCUGGCCACCGGUUUAACUAGUUUUACCCGCCACCAUGUCUGUUUUGUGUUACAAUAAGGGAUGUGGACAGCGAUUUGAUCCAGAAAAUAACCCAGACGAUGGCUGCACCUAUCAUCCGGGAGUCCCAGUAUUUCAUGAUGCAUUGAAGGGAUGGUCCUGCUGCAAGAGAAGAACAACUGACUUCUCAGACUUCCUCAGCAUUGUUGGCUGCACAAAAGGUCCCCAUAACAAAGAAAAGCCCCCUGAGCCGGUGAAACCAGAUGUAACAUCUUCAGGGGAAAAGAAAGAGGCAGAUGACCAAAAACCAAAGUUUAACGAGUACAUCAUCUCCGCACCAAAGCCUCAGGAGGCGAUAUGCAGACCAAGUGCUGAUGAGCCAAUGGGGAGAUUGCAGCAUAAAGUUUCUGCUUCUCUGAAGCAGGCUCUGGAGAAACUGAAGUUGUCUGAAAAUGCAGCAGAGAAGAAAGAGGAAGAUAGCGACGAGAUCAAGAUUGGAACAUCCUGUAAAAAUGGAGGGUGUACCAAAAGUUUUGAAGGACCUGCAAGCGACUCUGAUGUGUGCUUAUACCACUCUGGAUUUCCUAUCUUCCAUGAAGGGAUGAAAUACUGGAGCUGCUGUAAGAGGAAAACCUCUGACUUUAACACCUUCCUCUCUCAAGAGGGCUGCACCAAGGGAACACAUCUAUGGAGGAAAAAGGAUGCGGGUAAGAAAGUGGUUCCAUGUCGGUUUGACUGGCACCAGACCGGGACACAGGUCAUCAUCUCUAUCUACGCCAAGAAUGCCGUCCCUGAGCUAAGCUACGUGGAUGCAAACAGCACCACGCUCAACAUACAUGUUAUAUUUGAGGGAGAGAAGGAAUUUGAGCAGAAAAUCAGUUUGUGGGGAGUGAUAGAUGUGAGUAAGAGUAUAGUGAACAUGAUGGCAGCCAAGAUCGAGGUAGCCAUGAAGAAGUCUGAGGCCAUGUCAUGGGCUCGUCUUGACCUUCCUCCGCCCGUCACCCCACCCAAGGAGAGCGAGAAAAAAAAAGAAGAGGCUGAUAGUGAUGAUGAAGACGAAUGAUAAGGACUUACUGUAAGAACAUAGAGAGUAUCUUUUGCUGAAUCCAAGGCCACACAGUCCAUUUUUUACCUCUUUAAAGAGUCGCCUCUUUAGCUGUCAUGGAACUUUGGCCUCUACUCUUCAACAUUUACAACCACAACUCAGAAUGCUCAACUCUCAGCAUACUUUAUUUUGCUUAUGUUUCUCAAUUUUUGGCCCCGUUUUUGGACAUUGCGUAGGUUGGUAUUCUAAAGAAUCUUUAAACAUUUUUACAACAGUUUUUCACUUAAGGACCGAAUGAUAAGAGGGGGAACCCUAACUUUUAAUAGACUUUCAAUCAAGUCAGGCGAUGACAUACUUGUUAAUUACACUAACAUCGCACAAUAAGAUAGAAGUGUGACCAUGUUUUAUUUCACACCCAGAAAGCCUUUUAUGUGGACUGCUCACAUCACUUCAUCCUAAUGGACCACAGUUUUGACCACCUUCUGUUCUGCCAUUGUUUGGUAAAAGGUAAUUGCAUCUGUACAUUUCCAUUUGUUUCUUUCAUACUUGGCACACUUGAAGUAAUAUACUUGCAAUUUUUCAUAUAUAUUUCUUUUUUAUUCCAUCCUUUGGUUUCACGAGUUGUAUAAAUUAUUACAUUGUUUUGUACACCAGUAUCACAUCAGACUAAAUGCUGUAUUCAUAGAUAUAUACCUGUAUUUGUGUGAUGAUGAAGCUGCUCCAUGUACUGUAGUUUGAGUAGGAAAUUUGGAUCUCUAAAAUGUCCACACUUGUAUAAUAUGGAGUUUAUUCUAAAUAAAUUGUGUUAUAAGAAAUACAGUAGUUCCUUGGGACUCUUAAACUUACACAUGAAAUGUUUGGGAGAUGUGCUCCAACUAUCACAGUUAAAAAUGUAGAAUUGCUCCAAAUUUUGUUUUUUACAUGAUUAUACAUAAUGUAUAUUUUGUACAAGUUUUGCUUCCAAAUGCUCAAUGCUGUAUUUAUCCUAAUUUUUUUGUCAAAACAACAUAGCACCAUUUUAAUAAUGAGAAUGUACUGUAAUAUCGGAGAAUGCCAAGUGAAUACAAAGUAUUUUGAGCAAAGUACUGUGUUAUUAAGAAAAAUGCUAUGCUAGACAGCAUGUGUCAAGGCUUGGAAUGUAUGAAGUAAAUUUGGCUGAAUGAGACCAUGACAUAAAGGUAAAAUUAUUAGGGAACCAAUUUGUCUUACCAAAAAUAAACUUUUCUGUUGAACUUUUAAAA